CUUUCAGUUUCAUUUAUUGAAAAGGCAAAGACGCACAUCCAGAAACACGAUGUAAAUUUGUCUUUACAUAACUAUUUUUCAAAGUAAAACCAUGGCAUUACUGGAAGAGAUCAGAGGGAUCAGCAGUGAAGCAGCCCUUCAGCUGGAGAAAGUGGAUUGUUGCACUGACCGAGACAUUCGCUUACUCACCCACAAUGACCUGCAAGAGCUCCUCCCUGGGCUUUCAAAUUUCAAAUUAAGGAAGAAAAUCUAUGAAGCUGUACACAAAAAGCAUCCAAUCCAGGCCGUUCUAAAUGAGCUCAAAAGUUUUAUUCCAGAUGAGUUCCUGAUAGAUGCUUUCCACAGCAAUGGGUCACUUCAUGACUAUCUACAGAUGCUUAAAGCAGUAAAAAGUGAAGUUACUCAUGUUCAAGAGUUUCUAGAUGCCCAUAUUGAUCUACUGGAGAAAUUUAGUCAAAAAGAGGAUACGAAGGCCAAUGAAGAUGAAGCUUUAAUAUCUUCAGUAAACCACACUCCUGCUGUGUCUCCCAAUGUUACCAAAACCAAUCAUUCUGAGUAUAACUUGCAUUCAGAAAAAGCACAAGCUUCACCUUUCAUGCAUAAUUAUAGUCACCAUAAUUACAUGGCUAAAGCUACAAAACCACAACUACAAGCCACCGUAAGAUACAAAGUGAGUGUCAGUGGUAACACCCUGAACAGACACAUGGACUUAUUGGAAAAGAUAAAAAGUAAUAACCGUGAUAGUCUGCAUCUGCAAGAAGCUAAACGUGAUGAGGAUGUCCAGGUCACCAUAGUCUUCUGUCCAGUUGUCUCUCGAGCAGGGACAGAUGUAAAGACAGCCCUGAGCCUUAUUCAAGAUGACAAACCAAUCAUUCUCGUGAUGAUGCAUCACAGACAUUCUGGAUUUGUGGCUCCAACGGGACAAAGGCUUGACCACAAUGUAGUGCUGGUAGUCAAUGUUUUCUUUCAUGAGACUGUACCUGGUUUAGUGACAUGUCCACAAAAUGAUGAGGCCAUAAACAAAAUUCAAGCUACACUGCAGUCAUUCAGUACAAAUACUGGAAAACGUUUUUAGUCUCCAUCAUAAAUCAUCCCAUACAGAUAUGUCCUCGUAAUGUUGAUUUCAGCUUGUAAUUAUCUUUUUUGUUAAAAUGCAUGCAUACUUUUGUUCAAAUCUUUGGAGAACAGCAUAAAAAUAUUUCUAUAAAUUGAUGACACAUUUAAAAUCACAUGUGGUUUCUAUGAACAAUAAUCUGUUUUAUGACCACAAAUAUGUAGCUGCAGCCUGCUAUUACAUGUCUGCCCCUUUUUAUUAGAUUAUCUACUGUCGCCUUGCACUGUCAUAAAUAAAGGACAAAUAAU
This is a messenger RNA of Periophthalmus magnuspinnatus, 1362 nucleotides long. RefSeq lists its product as uncharacterized. Bases 92 to 1075 code for a protein of 327 amino acids. Lineage: Eukaryota; Metazoa; Chordata; Actinopteri; Gobiiformes; Gobiidae. The record is from RefSeq and is a predicted model, not a curated record. The transcript has 9 exons.